Messenger RNA from Xylaria bambusicola, 925 nucleotides. RefSeq names its product tyrosine phosphatase-like protein. NCBI's taxonomy places the organism in Eukaryota, Fungi, Ascomycota, Sordariomycetes, Xylariales, Xylariaceae. The transcript is spliced from 3 exons. The coding region runs from base 88 to 744 and encodes 218 amino acids. Gene Ontology annotation, cellular component: endoplasmic reticulum membrane. Gene Ontology annotation, molecular function: 3-hydroxyacyl-CoA dehydratase activity. The record is from RefSeq and is a predicted model, not a curated record. Gene Ontology annotation, biological process: very long-chain fatty acid biosynthetic process; fatty acid elongation; sphingolipid biosynthetic process.
GUUUUCCCAUCAUCUUUUUAUUGAAAUUGACAAACUCCUAUCUAUCCCACUGCCCUACGUCACCAAUCACCGGUUACACAUUGCAGAAUGGCCGACAAGACGCAAAAGCCGCCGCGGAAGCCGUCUCCCGUCAAGAACGGCUACCUUGUUCUCUACAAUGCUGUGUCGGCCAUCUUGUGGCUCACCGUUCUGGGGCGCAUCGUGGGCGUGAAUGCGCUACGCGGCCCACGUCUGGCGUAUCCAGCCGUGGGCGAGUUCUGCAAGUGGACGCAGACACUCGCGGGCAUGGAGGUAUUGCACUCGCUGUUUGGAAUCGUCCGAGCCCCUAUACUCACGACCUUUAUGCAAGUCUUCAGCCGAUACGCGAUCGUAUGGGGAAUCACAGACCUGUUCCCCCAGCUCGGCGCCAGCCCGGCCUACAGCAGCAUGUUGGUAGCGUGGUCGGCCACGGAGGUCAUCCGGUACUCGUACUUCGCCCUGACGCUCUCGGGCUGGCAGCCGUCGGUGCUACAUUGGUUGCGAUAUCACGCCUUCUUCAUACUAUAUCCUCUCGGCAUCUCCAGUGAGGCGUGGCUAAUCUGGCGCGCUGUCGAGCCUGCAAAGAACGUGCAUCCACUCUAUAGCACUGCGCUGUGGGCCUACGUUGUAUUUGUCUAUCCUCCCUCUGCCUACAUUCUAUAUACGCACAUGAUGGCGCAGCGGCGCAAGGUUCUGAAAGCAUCUAACACAAAGGCUACACAAUAAACGCCAACCUCCAUAGACAUGGUUUAUAGGAGUGUGCACAAUGGCUGGGAAUGUCUACCAAUAGCGCAUAUUACUAUUAUGUAAAACGAGGAGUUACUGAGUAUCUACGGUGAGAAAAUCAAAAGAGUCGAAUAGAAUACAAAUGGUAUAUAGACAAACAUGGAAAAGGGGGAAUGAAGUC